AUGGAAAUUAAGAGGAAGGCAGAAGUGAAUGGUCAGGAAGAGCUGGAAGACUGCUGGACAACUCUGCGAGAUACCCUCAUCAAUGCCGUGGAGGAGGCGUGUGGGAAGAGUGGAGUUGGAGGAAAAGAGAAAGAGGAUCUUCAGCAUAACAUGAACAUCUGGAAUGAGGAACUGGAGAAGGAGAAGAUGAAGAUAAGCAUGAACAAAACAAAAGUGAUGGCUGUGGCUACCAAUCACAGAGAGAUAGAGAUUAAGUUGAAAAAUAGAAGAAUUGAACAGGUCACCAACUUCAAAUAUCUUGGAGCUACCAUACAUCAAGAAUGCAGAAUGGAGGGAGAAAUAAAUUCUAGAACUGCUUCUGGUGGUAGACUCUACUAUGCGCUAUCAAGAGGGUUCCUUGAUAUGAAAGAUGUCAGCCAGAAAGCGAAAAUGGCAGUCUUCUGGUCCACAUAUGUUCCUACUCUGUUGUACUCUUCUGAGACGUGGACUUUGACAGAGAGAAGAAGAAGUAAGCUGCAGGCCCAAGAAAUGCGCUUCCUACGUAGAGUGAUUGGAAGACAAGAAGAGACGAACUGA
This is a messenger RNA of Nilaparvata lugens (brown planthopper), 576 nucleotides long. RefSeq lists its product as uncharacterized. The coding region runs from base 1 to 576 and encodes 191 amino acids. The transcript has 2 exons. The record is from RefSeq and is a predicted model, not a curated record. NCBI's taxonomy places the organism in Eukaryota, Metazoa, Arthropoda, Insecta, Hemiptera, Delphacidae.